Molecule: messenger RNA, 3207 nt
Organism: Guillardia theta CCMP2712
Lineage: Eukaryota; Cryptophyceae; Pyrenomonadales; Geminigeraceae
Exons: 10
Coding region: 1-3207 (1068 amino acids)
Molecular function (GO): protein binding; calcium ion binding
Source: RefSeq, a predicted model, not a curated record
AUGAGCUCAAGAUCGAAUGUGCUUCAACACAUCCCAUCCAUCCACGGAGACGGUCGACCGACACACCGGCAAGGUCGCAAGUCAACCUCAGAGCAGCUCGACGCCUUCUUCUCAGAGGUCGAGAAACAGUCCAGCCUCUUGCCCCCCAUCUCAUCCUCGUCGUGUCAGCCGCUCGCUCACACCAACGACGUGGGCAGAAGUUUGCAAGAGCAUCGUCAUAAGGGAAGUCCAAAACUGAAUGCCAAUAGAGCUGUAUGCAAUGAGUCCUGCUACUGGUGCCGUCGACAGAACAGUUGGUGCGGGUGGUGCAGGGUGUCCAAGAGAUUGUUCGCCAUAAAGUCUGGGUCAACACUGGCAGCAUCUGCAGUUGGCAAUGGCGCGGAUCCGAAAGAUGCUGUUGAACUGAGUUAUGAUCAUUCACGAAUGACUGAGAUCGACAAGCUCCUUGAGCUAGCAACGUUUGCGCUCUCAGCCAUCUUGAGCAAGGAGCAGCUGAAGGCUCUGACCAGCAGGGUGCAGCUCAGAAGUUUUGGGGAGAAUGAGAUUGUGUUCAGAAGCGGCGAGGUGUGUUCUCCUCAAGUCUACACGGUCAGGGUUGAAGAUGGUUUGCCCAAGUUGGCGAUGCGACCAAGUUUUUACAUCGUUCACUCGGGAGAGUUUCAUGCCUACAACAGACGAGACCCGACAAGAUUGAAGCCGUUUGAGUGCCUGCGAAGAGGAUCGGUCUUCGGCGAGCUGUCUUUCUUCUUGCAAGACCAACGCCAUUGCACUGUCGUGGCGGGUUGUGAGAGUGUCGCGAUUGAGGUUCUUCUCUCCGAAAUGCUGCAGAUCCUCGUGCCGGAGGAGAAGCUGGCGGAUGCGAGAGAGUCGGAGGUGAAGGAGGAAGAAAGCUCCGCUAGUCAUCAGGACAGAUACCUCGCUCUGCUCAAGGGAAACAGAUCAAAGAAGGAUAAGAUGUACCAUUUCUACCGGAGAAAGGCUGAGAUUGAGGUGUUUGGCCUCCCGCUCAACGAGGACUCGAGGAAGAGAGAAUGGAGGACGGGAGCCUACGCGCGGAAACUCAAGAGAAUCCUCAACUUCGAGCUCACCAUCUACUACGUGGUGAAAAUUCAGUUUCUCGUCCGUCGGUUCCUGCGCAGGUUGAGGCUGAAGGCGCAGAAGGCGAGGGAGAGGGAGCGGGAGAAAGCUGCUCUCUUCCUCCAGCGCAUUGCUCGAGGCUUCCUGGCGCGGAUCUUCUGCAACAAGAUGAGGAUGACCAACGGGCUGCAGCCCUUGAACUUCCAGGAGCUCUUCGAGAGGAGGAGGCGAGAGAAGGCUCAGAUGCAGAUAACGGCGCAUGUCAAGCAAGAGUCAGCUAGGCUCUGGAACCUGUUCAACUUCGCCAACGACAAGAUUUUGAGCGUCUAUCGACAAGACUUCCGCAAACAACAUCUGGAGCAGCUGAAAAUCCUCAUGACAGCCAUUGAGGACGGAAAGAUCGGCAAGUUUGCCUUCUAUGAUGUCGCUAAGGACGCGAAGAUCCCCGGGAAAGCGCUGAAGAGAUGGAUCAACGAUGAGAACAUCGUCAAGAAGCGCAGGGACGAGGAGACCAACCAAGAUUUCGAGUUGCGGAAUCAACGGACCAAGGAGCUGCUGGAGGAGCAGUUGCUGGUGUGGGCAGGCAGGAACGAGUCAGUGCGGGAGGCCAUCGGGUUGUGGAAGGUAGAGGUGUUGAGCUACAAGGAAGCGGCUCCCGAGGUCACCAAGAAGCCUCAUCCCCUGUGCAGCAUCAUCCCUGACUACUACGACAUGAAGUCUCUCAGAGAGAUCCUGUCGCAGUCAGAGAGCUGGCUGGGACUGAACCCUCCUUCAGCCCGCUCCGAGGCCUCGCUCGCUGAAGGAGGUUGGAUGCUCGACAGCCUGCUCAACCAUGUCAGUGAGCAAGAAAACUACGAGCUCCAGCACCAGGAGCAGCUUGCUCGGGCCCUGGUGGAGACGCAUGCUACAGCUGAGAGACCGAGCAGCAAGGUCGAGCUCGAGGAGCCAGCAGGCUUCGGAUCGGCAUCGUCCUCUGCUGAAGUCUUGGAAGGUGCAGACGUCAGGCUAGGAGCUCCUGAGCAUGAAGCUGCGAUCAGGCCGGAUGUGGAGAUGUUCAUUGCGAGGAUAAAGGCAGCGCUGUACCAUAGCAAGGUUGACAUCAGGAAGAUGUUUCUUGCACUCGACAAAGACAAGGAUGGCUACCUGUCACUGCAUGAGUUUGACAACGCCAUGAGGAUUCUCAACGUUCGGAUCAACUCACGAGAUCUGUAUGACAUCUCAAAGACGUUUGUUGAUGAUCGCAUGCCGACUCAAUUGUGCUUGCGAAUGUUCCUCUCGUGCUUCACAUCCGAUCUGAUCUGCUCGGAGUCCAUCACAGACAAAGUCUCUCUCUUCUCCUCCACAGUGAUGGCCGACUUCGAGGCGUUUGCUCAGAGCAAGGAGAAGCUGGAGCAGGAGCUGAUCUCCAAGGGGAGCCACCUCUUGGAUCAGUUCUAUGACUUACUCUUCAGCAACCAGUGGAAGAGGAGGGAGGACAAGGUAGAGCUCUUGUCCUUCUGUGCCCUCAAGAGCGUCAUCAGCCUCUUCGAGCUCGACUGGCACGACCGAGACACGCUGGUCAGAUUUGUCAGAGUUCUCUUGUACAUUCACGAGCAACUUUGGAGUCAGCUGUUGUUGGAGUUGUGCACUUGGUACAUGCCGAUCGAGUCAGAAGCGCAUCUUAGGAAGCAGCUGAUAGCGAUGAAGACAAAGGAUGAGCGGACGAGUUUUCAUGCGCUCUCACGCAGAAUGUCUUGCUUCAUGCCGCAGCAGGAAUUGCUCGCGCAUCAGUUCUCUGAGUUUGCAAGGGAGAAUACCGACACCACAUGUGAAGAGGGGAAACUGAUGGAAGUGAAUAUGGAUCAGAUCAAGCUCAGAAGCUUCAGACUUUGGAGUAAAUUGAAGACAGAGUUCGGAUACGUCGACCAUCAGCUCCACUGCGAAUCUGCAAGAGAGAUUGAGCAUGAGCAGAUUGAGCAUGAGCAGAUUGAGCACGAGCAGAUUGAGCAUGAGCAGAUUGAGCACGAGCAGAUUGAGCACGAGCAGAUUGAGCACGAGCAGAUUGAGCACGAGCAGAUUGAGCACGAGCAGAUUGAGCACGAGCAGAUUGAGCACGAGCAGAUUGAGCACGAGCAGAUCAAGGAGGGAUGA